This is a messenger RNA of Mobula hypostoma (lesser devil ray), 921 nucleotides long. It is a transcript of the gene prdx6, whose product is annotated as peroxiredoxin 6. NCBI's taxonomy places the organism in Eukaryota, Metazoa, Chordata, Chondrichthyes, Myliobatiformes, Myliobatidae. Gene Ontology annotation, cellular component: mitochondrion; cytosol. The transcript has 5 exons. Gene Ontology annotation, molecular function: peroxiredoxin activity. Gene Ontology annotation, biological process: cellular oxidant detoxification; cell redox homeostasis. The coding region runs from base 79 to 747 and encodes 222 amino acids. The record is from RefSeq and is a predicted model, not a curated record.
UUAUUAUCUGCCUCCUGUUUCACUGCUUUCCGUUUUUCGUUGCCGAAGUCGAGGGGGAAGUCGUUCCAAUAAACAACGAUGGGAAUCAAUUUGGGCGAUACGUUCCCGAAUUUUGAAGCAAGUACUACCGAAGGCACGAUAAAAUUUCAUGACUGGCUGGGAGACUCAUGGGGCAUUUUGUUCUCGCACCCAGCUGACUACACCCCAGUCUGCACUACAGAGCUGGGCCUCAUGGCAAAAAUGAUUCCAGAAUUUGAAAAGCGCAAAGUGAAAGUAAUUGCUCUAUCAAUUGACAGUGUUCAAGAUCACCUAGGAUGGAGCCAGGAUAUCAAUGCCUACAUUGGAAACAAGCCUGUUGAGAAGCUGCCAUUUCCCAUCAUUGCUGACGAGAAGAGAGAACUGGCUGUGCAACUCGGAAUGCUUGAUCCUGCAGAAAAGAGCAAGGAUGGCCUCCCAUUGACUGCUCGUGCUGUGUUUGUGAUUGGCCCUGAUAAGAAAAUGAAGUUGUCCAUCCUCUACCCAGCGACCACUGGGAGGAAUUUUGAUGAAAUUCUAAGAGCUAUUGACUCUCUGCAGUUGACAGCUUGCAAGAAAGUUGCCACACCUGUGAACUGGAAGGUGGGUGGGGAAUGCAUGAUUCUUCCCAGCAUUAGUUCGGAGGAGGCAGCCCAACUGUUCCCAAAGAAAUAUCGCACUGAGAAGCUCCCUUCUGCAAAGGAAUACAUGCGCUUCACACCCCAACCUUGAAACCAGGCAGCAGCUUGAGUUCAGUUACACUACACCUCUUGUGCCUGUCCAUUUAUUCAGUUAUUGUAUGAAGAUAAAAUUGAAUUUUAUGGUAAAAGAUUAAUUCUAAUUAAGCCUUCUACCAAUAAAAAUCUAAUUUGUGGAGUGUGACGUUUUGGUAGUGUAUUUGUAAUC